Molecule: messenger RNA, 1992 nt
Organism: Penicillium atrosanguineum
Lineage: Eukaryota; Fungi; Ascomycota; Eurotiomycetes; Eurotiales; Aspergillaceae
Exons: 9
Coding region: 1-1992 (663 amino acids)
Source: RefSeq, a predicted model, not a curated record
AUGAAAAUUGACCUCGCUAUUUUGGUUUUUGCUACGGCUAGGGCACAUCUGGCACAAGCCCAUGGCCAUGAUCAUGGGUUUCUUCACAGACGUGCCACGACAACAACAGACAGUGUUUCAGCAUUGUCGAGCCCAGACAAACCAACAUUGACAGGCACGAUUAGCAAUUGCAAUCAAUGGUACGAUGUCGUCUCGGGAGAUUCUUGCUGGAGCAUCUCCCAGGCUUUUGGUAUUACACAGGCCCAAUUUCAGGCUUGGAAUACUGCUGUAGGUGACUCGUGUAUAGUGGAAAUCGGGGUUUCAUACUGUGUCGGGGUUGGCCAAGCGGUAUCAACAUCAACAACCCCCAGCACGGCCGCGAGCUCUACAGCAUCUACGAGCUCAAUUGGAAGCUCCACCGUGAUCUCCACCGGCACAAUCACGGCGAAUUCCACAUCUGCGACGCCUUACUCUACUCUUUCUUACAACACGACGACGAACCCUGUCACCAUUACGAACUCCACCUGGCCACCUUCUCAAACGCAGAUCGGCCAACCUUCUUACUGUGAUAAUUGGUAUCAGGCAAAGCAAGGCGAUACUUGUAAGAGUAUUGUGUUCAGGUACUCCACGUGGAUGGAUCAAGAAGAUUUUCUGGACUGGAAUCCAGCUGUUGGCGAAAACUGCACGAGUAUAUAUUUCGGAUACUGGUACUGUGUCGGCAUCAAACCCCAAGUCUCAAACUAUGACAAUGGGACAACCGCAGCCUGGUACCCGACGUGGACAUACACUGUCCCUGUAGCAACAGAUACAGAUUUUCUCCCCAGCCCUACUCAAAGCGGCAUUGCCACUGGUUGCCAGGACUAUUAUAUCGCAGACGAGACCGAUACCUGCGCUGGUAUCGUUUCCUCUGAAGGCUUUUUGACCGAAGAUCAAUUCAUUGAGUGGAAUCCUGCCAACGGGACUUCCUUACCCAUGCCAUCAACAACCACCGUGCUGCCAUCACCCGUGCAAACGGGAAUCACCUCUAGCUGCACAGCGUGGUACCUGGCUAGCGAUGGUGAUGACUGUGAUCUGAUCCCAGAAGAGUUCGGUACUUUCUCCAAAUCUGAUUUCCUCAAUUGGAACCCGGCUGUCCAGUCUGAUUGCUCCGGUUUGGUUAUCGGCGAUUAUUAUUGCGUUGCUAUUCCAGACACGCCCACCACUCGAACGGCAUCCUUGACAGCCCUUCCAACUCCAACUACGCCAUCUGAUACAAUUUCAGAUUGCGCAGACUACUGGCUGGUCGGAACGAAUGAUAAUUGCACUGCAAUUGCCAGUACCAAUGGAAUCUCCGUGACUAAUCUUGAGGCCUGGAACCCUUCGCUUGGACCCGAUUGCAGUGGAUUGACCGCAGACACCUAUAUCUGUGUUGCCGCUCCCAGAAAUACCAGCACAUCGUCAACCUCGAGCUCAAUUUCUUCAGGGAGCACUAUUACGCCGCCAUCAUCCACACCCGCUCAGACUUCCGCGACCGCCACAUCUGCUGGGGCCAGCCCAUCUCCUGUCCAGACUGGAAUGGUCAGCGGCUGUAUUCGAUUCUACAAAGUCGAAGAUGGGAACGACUGUUAUGAUAUUGCGCAAGAGGCCGGCGUGGCACUUGCUGACUUAUACUCUUGGAAUCCUGCACUCAAUGGCGACUGCUCAGGUCUACAAUCGGGAGUAUUUGUUUGCAUUGGCGUGUCAGGAUACGCAACUACGAUCACUACUGGCACGCCUGUUCCCGUAACCCCAACCCCAACCCAAACCGGUAUGGUGUCUGGGUGUCUUCGAUUCUAUGACGUGCAGAGCGGAGAAGGUUGUGCGGAUAUAGCAUCUGAGGCAGGUGUUGCUCAAACUGACUUUUAUAAUUGGAACCCGGCCGUGAGCACCAACUGCGCCGGAUUACAAGCUUCUGUCUUUGUGUGCAUCGGAACUACCGGUCCAAUCACGACAAUCACUAGUGGAACCCCAGUACCAGUCACAUCCAAGAGCUAG